AUGUCAAAACCUAAGCUUGACAGUGAUGGUUUUCAAAUAGUAUCUUCUAAAAAAUCAGCAAAAAUUAAAUCUACUAAGAUUCCUAGACAACCAGAGGAAUUUCUACACGAAUAUAGAUUAGAUCCAGAAAAAUCCUAUUUGCAAAUUUUGUCCGCUCUAGAGGUUUUAAAGGAUUCCCAAUAUCUAAAAGACCUUAUAAAAUCUGUUUGA
This is a messenger RNA of Leptosia nina, 210 nucleotides long. The record is from the annotation of a GenBank genome assembly. Lineage: Eukaryota; Metazoa; Arthropoda; Insecta; Lepidoptera; Pieridae.